UGUCGUGACAUCAUUUUACUACACCAACAAACGGGAGUGUGCUGUGUUUGCUUCUGUGGCUCCCAUGCUAUUUCUUCGGAUCAAGCAAAUUUCGUUUUUUAUUUGAUCUCGCUUCGUCGUUCUUCUUUUAGAGCGCGUAUUUCUAGUAGACCAAAGGCAGUGACAGUGCAGUCCGUUUCGGUUAUCCGGACGAGGUCCGCUGGUUUGCUGGCGAAAGGGUUCGCUAGCUGGUAGUUAGCUCGCUGCUAGUAGCCUUCGAGAAGAUUUCGCCCUGCUAUCAAGCCAAGCAACAAAGCUGUAUGUGUACCAAGGCUACGCGGUUUGCGGUUAAGAGGAUUCCCGCAGCUGACCUCGUGUGACGUGAACCCCGAUGAUCUCUGGUUGGAGUGCUUGUCAACCGCUGAUGUUAGACGUGUGCAAGUGAGAGGGGUUGAGGAACAUAUAAAAGCAAAGCGGUUUUAAAAGUCCUGAUGUUACUCUGACGCCUGGAAAAAUGAUGCCAAUGAUUCUGACGGUGUAUCUUAGUGAUGGUGAGCAGGCUCUGACAGAGGUGCCCAUCACUCCAGAGACAACUUGUCGUGAUGUGGUGGAGUUCUGCAAGGAGCCAGGGGAGAGCGGCUGCCAUCUGGCUGAAGUCUGGCGUGGCAACGAAAGACCAAUCCCCUUUGAUCACAUGAUGUAUGAACACCUGCAGAAGUGGGGUCCCAGGAAGCAGGAAGUAAAGUUCUUCUUGCGUCAUGAGGACUCGCCCACAGAGAGCAGUGACCAAGGGAGUCAGCAGUCUCAAGAGCAGUCUAACAGAAGGACUGGAAGCAGCUCGGAUAAACACAAUGAGAAUGGGGUGGGGAACACUCGUGUGGAGCUUACUCUCUCAGAGUUGCAGGAGAUGGCCACACGACAACAGCAGCAGAUCGAGGCCCAGCAACAGAUGCUUGUCGCUAAGGAGCAGCGCUUGCGGUAUCUAAAGCAGCAGGAACGGCGGCAACAGCAGGCAGUGUCUGAGACAGAGAAGCUGCAGAGGCUGAAGGAGAGAGUGGAGAGCCAGGAAGCCAAACUCAAAAAGAUCCGUGCUAUGAGGGGGCAAGUGGACUACAGCAAAGUUAUCAAUGGCAAUCUGUCUGCAGAGAUCGAGCACAUCAGUGGGCUGUUCCAGGAGAAGCAGGCAGAGCUGCAGGCGGCCAUGCUGAGGGUGGACCAGCUCAGCCAGCAGCUGGAGGACCUGCGGAGAGGCAAGCUGAAUGGCCUGCAGACUUUGGGUGGCCAUGUCACCGGCACUGCUGCCUUGGAGCUUCGCAAACUCUACCAGGAACUGCAGAUCCGUAACAAACUGAACCAGGAGCAGAACAGUAAGCUACAGCAGCAGAAGGAGCUGCUGAACAAGCGCAACAUGGAAGUGACACUGAUGGACAAACGCAUCAGUGAGCUCCGGGAACGCCUCUAUAAGAAAAAAGCUGAGGCACGUCAAAAAGAGAACCUGCCUCUGAACCGACCAAGUGGUCCUCCCUCCCCACAGCCAGCUCCAGGCAGUACUGGUCGAGUGGCAGCAGUGGGUCCGUACAUCCAGGUGCCUGUGCCAGCACACCCAGAGAGUGGCUACAUGGUACCCCCAGACCCCCUCAAACCUCAGACACUGGGUGUGAACACACCAGCCAACCAUGCUCGAUCAAAAUCAGAUGGCGUGAGAAAGCCUCCCGGACCCUGGAAAGUUUCUGAUUUAGACAUCAUAGUGGAUCCACUCCCGUCGUCCCCUCCAGAGUCUGGCCCGGGCCCCGGGGCCCCUGCCACCACCACCUCCUCCUCCUCCACAGCGGGGCCAGACGGAGCCUCUCCUAAUGACGCAGGGUGGCCGACCCUCAGCAAAGGCAGUGCAUCUCUCAAGCCUCCGGACUGGAAGGAGUCAAUAGGAGAUCCCCCAUCCAAAACAGUCUCCCCUGCCAGCACCCCAGCAGAUAAGAUCCCAGACCCAAAUAAACUGGGCUCAGCUCCUCCUCCCUGUAAGCCCCAGCCUCCUCCAUAUGGUGCCCACACCAGUUCCCAUCCUCUCUCCUCCACUAACUCUGGCUCUACCACCUCACUGGACCGCCGCAAGGAUGUCCUGCUGCGCCCUGUCCCAGGCCACGCAAACAACCCCCCAAGUUCUAAUCCGCCACCCCCACCAGCCUGGCCUCGUGUAGGCCCCUCUACUGGUUCCUCGUCCCAGCAGAUCCAGCAGCGCAUCUCAGUCCCGCCCAGCCCCACGUUCCAGCCCAGCUCGCCCCUUUUCCCCCCAGGAGAAAGACCUGACCCUCCUCUUGCUGUGGCUGUGCGGCCCUUCGUCCCAGACAAGGGAUCUAGACCACAGUCGCCCAGGAAAGGCCCAGCCACCAUGAACUCCAGCUCCAUCUAUCACAUGUACCUGCAGGGGGUGCCCAAGAACUACCCACUGAGCAGCAAGUCUGCUGUUAAAGCUGUGUAUGGAAAACCAGUCUUGCACUCCAGCUCCACUCCCCCGUCUCCCCUGCCCUUCUCAGGCUCUGUACCUUUCCCAGGGCUGCUGGGUGCUGCAGGGGACAUGAUAGACAAUGAACUGGACCCUGAGAUUCAGAUGGUAGGUAUCUCAGAGGGGCCUCCACCCAAUGUGGACCACAUCCCUCGGCCGCUCAGUCCAACCAAGCUUACCCCCAUGGUCCACUCUCCCAUGCGCUACCAAAGCGAUGCUGAGCUAGAGGUGCUACGCAAGAAGUUGGCUAACGCUCCACGGCCACUCAAGAAACGCAGCUCUAUCACAGAGCCAGAGGGUCCCAGUGGGCCCAACAUCCAGAAACUCCUCUACCAGCGUUUCAACACCCUGGCUGGUGGGAUUGAGGGAGGAGUUGUAGGAGUAGGAGGCAGUGGAGGAGUGACUCCAUUCUUUCAGCCAACAGGAGCUGCAGGCGAGGUGCUGUCUGAUGCAGACAAUGGAAAUCCACCCUCAGAAAUUCCAGCCGCUCCCCUGUCUGGCACUGAGGGGGCACCCUCAGAUGUCCUGCCUCAGGGUGAUGCGAAUGAUAACCAGCCCCUGCAGUCAGCAACUGAAACACUUGCCCCACCAGCGCUGGAGCCUUCAGAGGAUGAUGAUGAUGAUGACAACAACAACAACAACGCUGCAGGGCCUUCUGCCACAUUACCCAGCUGUGUGCCUGAGGCCAGCUCACCACAAGAGGCAGCAACUUCACCAUCCUCUCAGCCUACGGAGAAGCGCACUAACCUCAAGAAGCCUAACUCUGAGCGGACAGGCCAUGGCUUCAGGGUGAAGUUUAACCCUCUGGCUCUGCUUCUGGAUGCCUCAUUGGAGGGAGAGUUUGACUUGGUGCAGAGGAUCAUUUACGAGGUGGAAAACCCGAGCACUCCUAAUGAUGAGGGCAUCACUCCCUUACAUAAUGCAGUGUGUGCUGGACACCACCACAUUGUCAAGUUCCUGCUUGACUUUGGUGUCAAUGUCAACGCAGCAGAUAGUGAUGGCUGGACACCCUUGCACUGUGCUGCCUCCUGCAACAGUGUCCACCUCUGCAAGCUAUUGGUUGAGUCUGGCGCUGCCAUCUUUGCUACCACCAUCAGUGAUGUGGAGACAGCAGCAGACAAAUGUGAAGAGAUGGAAGAAGGCUACAUUCAGUGCUCACAGUUCCUCUAUGGCGUGCAGGAGAAGCUGGGAGUGAUGAAUAAGGGAGUUGUGUAUGCACUAUGGGAGUAUGAGGCUCAGAGUGCGGAUGAGCUGUCCUUCCAGGAGGGAGAUGCCAUCACCAUCCUGCGCAGAAAAGAUGACACUGAGACAGAGUGGUGGUGGGCCAGGCUUAAUGACAAGGAGGGCUAUGUGCCUCGCAACUUACUUGGGCUGUACCCUAGAAUAAAGCCACGUCAGAGGUCCCUGGCAUAGCUGACUGCAACUUCUUUGUUUGACUGACUGGACUGAUGUCUAGGGGUGCAGGACCGCCACCAUUUACCCCUCUUAUUCUGCUCCUGCUGCUGGGGUGAAGCUGCUAAACAAUGUUCCCAGACUGGGGGCACAACCGACAACACUACACACAGAUAUAUAUACACACACACACACACACACACACACACACACACACACACACACACACACACACACACACACACACAAACAUACACAUGCAUACAUACAUAUACAAUAAUAAAGGCCAAACAAAAAGCCUCAGGUCCUAAAAUCUGCCCCAUUACCCUCGUUACCAGGUCUCUAUCUCACCCUCAUCCCCCACCCUCCACUCCUGAAGACUUGGUUUCAACCGAGCAUCAUGUGACGUGUAUCAUAGCCACUGCACAUUUCUCCAUGGAGAUCAAAGCACUACCUGUUUGGUUUUAUAGCUUUUGUUUUAUAUCAUCAUUUCUGCUUGCGUUUUAAUCUGGAGAUUUUUAGCUCCUUAUAGUUUGUUGAGGUGAUGCUGGCACCAUGCACAGCUGCUUUUGCUUCUUUUUUGCGAGCCUCAGUUUAAAGAGGGAAUCUUUAUGCUAUGGAUAGAAAGCAUUUGUAUUAAACGUCCUGUGUAUUAUGCCUAUGACCUGAGAGGGAGCAAACUGGAUAUGUGAAGGCAUUUUGAUGGUGUGUUUAAAAAAAAAAAAAAAAAAAAAAAAGGAGGAAUGAAUGUAUGAAUGAAAUGAGGUGAGCUAAUGUGUACAAGAACAAAGAAGGUUAUAUGAGAUGAGAACAGAUUUAUAAGUAUAUAAAUGUAUAGCAACUGGAACAUGUUUAUUACAGCGAAAUAGUGGUUCAUUUAAUGUGCAUUCAAAGGCAAAUUCCCACAUAAUUCAGUUGUUAAGAUUUAAACAAAGCCAUUCUGAGUGGUUUGAUGUGAUAUGUUUCAGUGUAGAGAUGCUUGCCAGCUUUGAUUUCUUUACAGUGGUGGUGAUAGGAACCAGGAGUUGUGAUGACUAUAACACAAAAGCAUCCAUUUUCUUUGCUAUCCAAAAUGACCAGUGAACCUCCAGUAGUCUAUAAAAUGUUGUUAUAAUGGUAAAUCUGAGAUCUUUUGCAUUUAGAAAACCAUGCAUAUGCAUUUCCACCAUGAAUGUAUUUUUAAAAUACAUGUUAGGCUAAACUUUAUCUCAGAACUACCAUAAAGGCAUCAGACAGUAUAUUUGUAAUUAUUUUGUGCAUUAGCUUUCGGUGAGGCAACUUUCAGAAGCAUUAAAGACUUUGCAUGUCUGUUUACUGUAACUAGCACUGAAUAAUUCUGACUUGGUAAGUUUUUCUACAGUGGUGCAUUUUAAAUUAAACCACUCUGAAUGACUUUAUUUACACCUUGACAUUUAAGUAUGCAGAUUUGUGGGAAUCCCCUUUAAGCCUGGAGAUUAAAAUGCACAGUGUUAUCGGUAUGAGUGAUCUGUACUCUGUACAGUGAGUGGAGUCUGAAACGUGUGCGUGGAUGAUAGAAUGUUACAACAUUCAGUAUAUUAGAAUAAUUUUAAAGGCUGUGUGCCUGAGGAGAGAAUGGCAGUGAAUGAGUUAAGAGUGGAAGAUGUACAAACUGGUGUUACCAGUAACAUUAAUAGUAAUAAAACUGGCAGUGUGAGGUCAAAGUGGACAAUCCAUGCUGUGAUGAUAGCCUAAGGCCUUGCCAAAUACACUGCAUUGGCUUGAAGCCUUGCUGGCUGUAAGCUUUUCUAAAACUUGCAGAACAAAAGGUAUGGUUUAAAUGCAUAUUUACAUUGUUUAUUUUACACUACUUUUUUAAACAUUAAGUUACAUUCCUUAGUCCAUUCCUCCUCCCAGUCCUCUAUAAAAGUCUUGUGAGCUGAUCUUUAUGCCCUGCCUAAAAGGCAGUAAUGAGCUUUACCAUGAAGUUCACCUGUAAAUACUGUGAGGAGGCUUAGAGGAUGAGACGUGUUGGAUUCUUUGCCGAAAGACUUGCCUGCCUGUGCAGACCUCUGUAUGGCAUUCAGAUACGAAAGCCCACACCUCCUGUUCUCUACAUGUGCACAAAUAAAGAGAAACAAGUCAUGGGAA
This is a messenger RNA of Pygocentrus nattereri (red-bellied piranha), 5980 nucleotides long. It is a transcript of the gene ppp1r13bb, whose product is annotated as protein phosphatase 1, regulatory subunit 13Bb. Lineage: Eukaryota; Metazoa; Chordata; Actinopteri; Characiformes; Serrasalmidae. Gene Ontology annotation, biological process: regulation of apoptotic process; negative regulation of cell cycle; apoptotic process. The coding region runs from base 494 to 3892 and encodes 1132 amino acids. The transcript has 19 exons. Gene Ontology annotation, cellular component: nucleus. The record is from RefSeq and is a predicted model, not a curated record. Gene Ontology annotation, molecular function: transcription factor binding; p53 binding.